AUUCUUUGGUGGAGUCUCGCUGGAAAAGGUUGUGUAGCUUGUGUAUUUGGGGAGAUGCUUCAUCAUUUCACACCAAUUCUCACUAGCUUUCGACACGCACUCCGAUGAUGUCAACGUGUCCAGAAGGAGGAGAUAGUCACCCAAACCGGAAUAGAUCCCAUAAGACUGUGCAGUGCUGAGUGAAUUCUAUUUUUAUGAAGUGAAAGGUCAAAAAUAUCAGCCUUGACGAAUUGGUGAAGUGCAAAAAAAAAUAUAUUUUAAAAUUCACGAAUGAAUUGCAAGUACAAAGAGUUACAAAAAGUCUGUAUAUUGGGCAAUAUUGGCCUCUUUUAGAGAACCCUCAAAGUGCUAUUUGAGUAUUUGUUCUUUGAAGAAGUUGACUGGAGAAAAAUUAGUUAACCGUGCACUGACCUCAAUCCGCCACAGUCCGCAAGAGAGACUCGGGAAAUCUUGGGAAUCAACAAAUGUUAUUGUCUUGGAGCACAGUGUGAGGGAGAAGAAGAAAAAGAGUCCCACAAUCACUAAUGAGUCAUUGUUGUAGCUGUAAAGUUGUGCACAAGUCCAUUUGGGAGGAAAGUGUUGUUGUGAAAUAGUGUGGAAAAAUUUUAUUGAAAUGGAGUGGACAAGAGUGACAAUUUUUGUCAUCAUCUUCUGCCUGGGAAGUCUCUUGGCCACUGGACAACUCAUCAACAGAAUACCCCAUUUUAUACCAGGGUCUGGAGACAUGUCUCGCUUCAGUCUGUCCGAAAACACUCCAGUUGGAAGCCCCGUAUACCAGUUAAGAGGUGUCGAUCCUGAAGGGAGUGAUCUUCGGUACAGCAUUUCUGGGCCAAUUUUCACUGUUGAUCGAGAUACUGGAGUUGUACGUCUGCGACAAGAACUCGAUCGCGAGACACAAGACUUGGUGGAGGUGAUCAUUAGCAUCACAGAUGAAGGUGUUCUCGGUACAGAGCCCAACACCGUAUCUUUAAGAAGGGAAAUUCCCAUCAGAGACUACAAUGACAAUCCACCAAUCUUCUCAGGAAGGCCAUAUUCUGCAUCACUGAGUGAGUCUACCCCUGUUGGAAGUGUGGUGAUCAUCACACCGCCAAUUAUUGUCACGGAUCGCGAUGAAGGGAUCAAUGCAGAUGUGACGAUCUCCUGCUUCUCAGAAACAUCAAUGGACACUUAUAGUGUUUGCGAUGUAUUCAGCGUGACCACCGAGAGGAAUUCUGAGGGGAACUUUACAGCAACUAUUAGAUUAAUCAAGCCUCUAGAUUUUGAAACUCGUCCUUCAUACCUUCUCACGCUAAAGGCAAAGGAUGGUGCAUUUUCUAAUCCGUUGACUGCUCUAGCAAGUGUUGCGAUAAAUGUUAUUGAUGUCCAAGAUCAACCUCCAGUUUUUGUCAACGCUCCAUAUUCAGCUACGAUUGCAGAAAAUACCCCUGCAGAUACAUCAGUAAUGACAAUCAAAGCCAUGGAUGGCGAUACAGGGAAUCCUAGACCUAUCAUCUUAACUCUCGAUCGAGAGAAUAAUCACCAUUUCCGCUUGGAACCAACCGGCGAUGGUGCAGCAAUUCUGAUGACUACCAAAGUCCCUCUCGAUCGAGAAGAUCCUGAUGUCUUGCAAAAUGGCGGGGUUUAUACCUUCAACAUUAAAGCUACAGAACUUAUUAAUGGAGAAGUCCCUGCUGAUGAAACCCUAACUCAAGUAACUGUAGUUUUGACUGAUGUAGACGACCAUCGUCCAAUGUUCAAUGCUCCUGAAUUUCGCAUUGAAAUCCCCGAAAACCUUGACUACGACACACCCCUACCAGGGCUCUCUGUGUACGUAUUAGACCCGGAUUUGGGUCCAAAUAGUAGAUAUAAUUUGUCUCUGGAAAACGUGAAGAAUGCUGACGGUGUUUUUACAGUAAGUCCUACUUAUGGCGAAGGAAGAACACCUCUAGUCGUUAAAGUUGUGAAUCCCAACCGCUUAGAUUACGAUGUUUCCAAUGAGGACCUCAGAACUCUGGUGUUCGAUUUAACAGCUUCAGUGGGAGGAGAGAAACAAGCCUCUUCGAGAGUAACAGUUCAUCUUCAAGAUGCAAAUGACAAUGCUCCAAUAUUUACAGACUCUAGCUUUCAUUUGAAAGUAGAGGAAAAUGCUAAAGUAGGGUUCCAAGUCGCGCAGAUUCAAGCUUCAGACAGAGACUCUGGUAUCAAUAAAAAACUCAGAUAUAUCCUAAAAGGAUUUGGAUCAGACAAUUUCUAUACGGAUCCCGAAACUGGAGGAUUGUACGUGAAGAAGAAUCUAGAUUAUGAGGAACAGAAGAGCUACAGUAUGGCCCUAGCAGCUGUAGAUGGGGGUGGUUUGGAAACUAAUGCUAAUUUGUUUAUUGAUGUGAUUGACCUAAAUGACAAUUAUCCUGAAUUUGAAUCUCUCGAGUACACUCGUACCAUCCGAGAAGGUGCCACAGAAUUUGAGCCACAAUUCUUUGUCCGAGCUACAGAUGUCGAUGGACCUAGUCAAGGUGGUGGUAGGGUUGCUUACUCAAUUGAAGCUGAGAACAGUAUCUCAGGACGGGUAUUCAGCAUAGAUAGGGACUCUGGGGAGAUUGGUAUUUUAACUUCAGUAUCUUCAAUGGAUACAGAAAGGGGACAAUAUGAACUGGUGGUUGCUGCUACGGAUUACGGAAAGCCACCCUUGAAGAACACCACAAGGGUUCUUAUACGUGUGGGCUUGUCCGGAAACCAACGUCCUAUCUUCAAGGGUCAUUUUUCAUCACUUCACACAGCCAUUCCUGGACCACCGAGCUACCGUGUAUCUAUUCCUGAAAAUGCCAAGCCCGGCUUCAAUGUCACCACUGUCUCAGCUUCUGACCCAGAUGGCAUUGACGCGUUAUUGCAGUACAAGAUUGUGGGAGCAAGUGAUAAUUUUGAAAUUGACGAAGACACUGGUCUUUUGACGGUGUCAACACAGGCGAGGCUCGAUCGUGACUCGAAUGCCGAUAGUUACACAAUUGUUGUGAAUGCUAUUGAUGCCGGAUUCCCAAUUCCAGAAACAGCAACAGCAACUGUUUUUGUGAAGAUACAAGAUGUUAAUGACAAACCACCCAAGUUCAAGCAGCCUAAUUAUUCAGCAUACGUAUCAGAGAGGGCAGAAAUUGGUAGCAAAGUUCUAGAUAUCACAGCCACAGAUACUGAUUUAAAUGCCGAUCUCGAGUACACAAUAAUAGAGCCUAUCAGGGCCACCUCAAAGACUGGUCUACAGCUCACGUCCACUCAUACAUUUAACUACAAACAAGCCUUCAGAAUUGAUCCUAAAAAUGGAAGUCUAUUUGUUAACUCCACACUGGAUUACAAUUUAGCUUCGGUGAUUAUCCUCACAAUUAAAGCCAGGGACACCAAAGCAGAAUACAACAUUGAGAAGCAGGUGGCCACAACAGAGGUGACUCUCUACAUUCAGUCCUUUAAGGAUACCAAUCCAGUCUUUAAGAAUAAGGGUUGGACUAGCACCAGGCCAGUUAUUUAUAAGAGUGUCAAGGAAGAAAUGCCAAUUGGGAGCAUUCUGUUUACUUUAAUGGCUGAUGAUCCGAUAACAGAGGAACCUAUAGGUGACUUUGAACUUGUUUCUCCUGAUACAGGAGGAUACAUUGGAGUUAGCAAUAAAAAUGGCGACAUUCUUUUGAAGAAACGGCUAGACUAUGAAAGCCUUACCUUGCCAUAUGUGUUGUUCUCAGUCAAGGCUACAAGUAGGGAUGGUCAGAGAAGUACAGUCACGAAUGUGAACAUCACAGUUUUGAAUGUAAAUGACAAUAAUCCAAUAUUCUCAAGUAAAAUCUACAAAGCCACAAUUAUGGAAUCUGUGAAAUUCCCAGAGAAGAUCGCAACAGUUUUGGCUCGUGAUAGUGAUGCAGUUUUAACAGAGAGAGAUGAAGUCAAUGGAUAUCACAAGAUUAGUUAUUCAAUUGCUGGUCAACAUUCUCAAUUCUUCACAAUUAAUAGCACAACAGGAGAGAUUGUGGUUGCAGCUAAUCAGACCAUUGAUCGUGAAAAGCAGUCCGUUCUGAAGUUCAUUGUUCAAGCUGAGGAUGCUUUAGGAAAACCUUCUGAUUCUCGAAAAACCACAUCAGAUGUUGUAAUUGAUGUACUGGAUGUCAAUGACAAUCCACCGACUUUCAGCCUAAAAUCUUACAGUGCUGUGAUCCCGGAAAAUGUCCCUAUCGGAUCAUCUGUGAUCAAUAUUUCUGCCACAGAUCCGGAUGAAGGUCUAGGGGGUGAAGUUCGGUAUGAUCUUCUGAAUGAGGAUGAAGCGAAUGGUCUUUUGAGGAUUAAUCCGGUAUCAGGAAUGAUUGAGACAAAGGCUCAACUCACUGGAAAGGGUCGGUCAGAGCCUUAUCAUCUCAUUAUACGGGCUCAAGAUAAUGGUGGUCAAAUCCCAAAGCAGGAGUCUCUAUACAGUGAUGCUUUUUUCACCCUCUACAUCGGAGAUGUGAGUGCUAAUGAUGGGAUUCCCUUUUUCAUUGCACCUCAUGUGGGUCAGAUUGCUAAUGUGACUGAGAACGCAACUAUUGGAUCUCCGGUCUUUCAAGUAAUUGCUAGUGAUCCGGACAGUCCUGCAACGCCAAGUGGAAUGCUCCGGUUUAAGAUCCAGAACGAUACUGAUGAUGCCAAAGCCUUUAGGAUCAACAGUAAAACUGGUCUUAUCACCACAACUCAGCCUCUGGACAGAGAAACCCAGUCCUAUUACAGUGUUAUCAUUGUAGUUGCGGACAAGGGAGACCCUCCCCAGGCUUCAACUAGAGUACUGAGAAUCAAUGUCUUGGACAUUGAUGAUCACAAGCCGAGAUUUGUCAGGGAAAUACAUGCUCCUCCAUUUGAAAUUGAGACUCCAGAAGAGCAAAGUUUGGGUUCAAUUGUUGGAAAUAUAUCAGCAGUUGAUGAAGAUAUAGGAGAAAAUGGAGCAAUAGACUAUGAUAUUAUCGAUGGGAAUCAGGAGAAUCUCUUCAAAAUCUCUCGAACAGACAACAGCACUGCUAUGAUUCUGGUCAAUGGGAGGCUGGAUAGGGAAUCAGUUGAAUCUUACCUCUUAACUAUUAAAUGCUUCAAGUUGACGAGCAAUCCUCGAAUUUCCAGGAAACCCUACAAUGCCUUCGAUAUGUCAGAGAUCCAGGUGUUGAUAAAAAUACAGGAUGUAGAUGACCAUCUUCCGGAAUUCCAUCCUGCAAAUCAAACUCUUGGGGUGCGACACAAUGUACCUAUUGACAUGUCCCUUCUAACUGUUGCGGUUAGCGAUAGGGAUCCAGAUGCCCUUCCAAUAAGACUGGACCUCGUCAAUGUUUCAUACACCCCUCAGUUCUACAAGAGAAGCAACAAAUCUCAGAACUUACGAUCACUCUUCUCUCUGGACAUUCAGACAGGAGAGAUUCGAACUCUCAAUAGUUUGAGUGACUAUGUUGAUGGCUUCUUUGACCUUACGAUUAGGGCUAAUAAUUCCAACUCCUCAACUAGAUUCACAGACAAUGUUAUUAAGUUGUUUAUCAUCAGGGACAAGUCUCUUCUGAGGUUUGUUUUCUCAAAGCCCGCUGUGGAGGUACGGGCCUUGAUAGGGGAAUUUAGUAAAAUUGUGCAGGAGAAACUCCAAGCAUCUGCACUCGAACUGCAUGUCUUUGACACUCAUGUCUUGUCCAAAGCUGAUCACAGUUUGGAUUUUAGCUCUACAAGUUCCUGCUUCCAGUUAACACGUCAUGGAGCAGCCCUACCUCCUGCAGAAAUGCAGAAGAUCAUGGAUUCUGAAGAGAUCAGAGAUCUUUUGACUGAAACUUAUGUUGAAUAUUCAGUAUCAGCUGUAGAUUCUUGUGCAGUUAAGAGAAACCUUGCCACGGGGAACCUUAUGUCAUCUUCAGGAACUUGGCUGGUUAUUCUGGCUGCUCUCAUUGGGGUGGCAGCCCUCAUUGCAACUUGCACUUCGUUCUGCUUAUUUAGAAGAUUCAAGGUGCAGACAAAGAGAUUUCUAACACCGCGAGUUCCGCCAGAGCCUUAUGGCGCAGGGGCUCCCGUUCUCUAUGGGCCAUUCUAAUGGGAGUCAAACACCUCAAGACGAACGCCACCAAAUGUGAUUUAUUUGUAGAGAUUGUGAAUGUGGAAGAAAUAUAAAGUUUAUCAAA
Messenger RNA from Phlebotomus papatasi, 6128 nucleotides. It is a transcript of the gene Cad74A, whose product is annotated as cadherin-23. The record is from RefSeq and is a predicted model, not a curated record. Gene Ontology annotation, cellular component: plasma membrane. The transcript has 5 exons. Gene Ontology annotation, biological process: homophilic cell-cell adhesion. Bases 614 to 6040 code for a protein of 1808 amino acids. Gene Ontology annotation, molecular function: calcium ion binding. Lineage: Eukaryota; Metazoa; Arthropoda; Insecta; Diptera; Psychodidae.